AUGUUACAGCAGUGCAAGAAGUGUAAGAUAUGUGAGAAAGUGGUGGGAUAUGUUGCAGCAAUGCGGUGGUCACGUCCAUCGGUAGCGCGCUGCUCAGAUGCCGGACGGAUUGCAAUCGUCCGCACCUCAGUACUUGUCUUGUCGGAACUGUUCUUCCUCACAUCCACAGAUCCUUUCCGUCAGUUAUCAGCGGAGCAAGGGAAGCAUACAGUCCUUUCGUAUGGGUUUCAUAUGUGGUAUAAUACCCGUUUUAUUUGA
This is a messenger RNA of Brugia pahangi, 258 nucleotides long. The record is from the annotation of a GenBank genome assembly. Lineage: Eukaryota; Metazoa; Nematoda; Chromadorea; Rhabditida; Onchocercidae.